AUGUCGCCGUAUCGGCCAAGGCUCAGGUAUAGCACGGGCGACAGUGGGAUGCACCUAUCCCACGCUGCCAGGAAUCCCGGAGCCACCGAGGGAGGUCUCAGCGUGUUGUCCCAAGUUACGGAUGCUUUUACUUUCCCUUCCUUUGUCCGGCGCGCCACUCGCUUUGAUGGUGGCCACACAAAGGCAUCCGCCUUCCGGAUAUGGGAAUACGCCCUUGGUCUCGACGACGCGGGCCACUUAGUGCACAAGCACUUGGAGGGAUAUAAAGUGCUUUGGAUUCCUGCUGGAUCCCAGUUCGGCCCUCGUCUCCCCAGCUACUUGCACCGCUCUCGGACACCUGACCACCUUACCGAUUACCACACCAUCGUCCUGUUUCAAGAAACUCCCAGACGCCGCAGAAUGGACAUGUCAGGCAUUCAGAACCCCCUCCUCCUAUUGGCCACCACGAGUGAGCAGGUUCAGCGUGAUCGACAACCCCGGGCGUUUGACGACGACAAGGAGAAUGCCGUUGUUCAAGUCCUCUCAUCCCUGGCCUCGAGAUCGACGAAAGGACCCUCUCCUCCACCUACGGGACACGGAUACGGGCUCAGGUCGCGAAAAUCCCUAGCCACGAUCCAACCCCCAGAGCCUUCGCCCCAGCAUUCGACGUCGUUCGUUGCAGAGACUGAGAUCCCGGCUAAUCGCGUACCACCGCGGUGGAGGGUGAUCAGAUACAACUGGAGACCGGUGACGCGCGCCUAG
Cyclocybe aegerita is the source of this 741-nucleotide messenger RNA. The record is from the annotation of a GenBank genome assembly. Lineage: Eukaryota; Fungi; Basidiomycota; Agaricomycetes; Agaricales; Hemipholiotaceae.